Molecule: messenger RNA, 1158 nt
Organism: Paraphaeosphaeria sporulosa
Lineage: Eukaryota; Fungi; Ascomycota; Dothideomycetes; Pleosporales; Didymosphaeriaceae
Exons: 1
Coding region: 217-957 (246 amino acids)
Source: RefSeq, a predicted model, not a curated record
GAUCUCACCCUCACCGCUCUCUCACAGCGCAGAAUGAGGGAGCUGGAUCUUCGAUAGGCGAUACCACGCUGCACUCACCGACGUUUGCAAUACUAAGGCCCACUCACCGAUUUCACUUCUCUCCGCGGGGGUCGUAGGCGGCGUACGCUGUACAACACAUUUUCGAAAUUCAAAGCACCAUCUCCGCUUGAAGCGCAGCUCAGAGCCAAACUAAUCAUGGAUGCCGCAAGCCAGAACACCUCUUUCUCCUCACUAUACGAUUCAUACCUGGACCGCGCAGACACGAAGUCGCAACCCAUCAACGUCGACCGCCCGGACAUGCGCCGUACGGCUUCAGCAGAGCACAAUGCGAUCAUGCGCCAGAUUAUGGAGCCGUGGGGAAACCUCUCUUCGACACCGCCGGCGUGCCGCGCAGUCAGCUACAGCAGCUGGCGCCACUUCUCCGCUACCUCUUCCAACCAGUCCAAGUCCCGCGACGAGAUGACGGCCUCAGCCCUCCUAGGAGAAAAUGGUCUCGCACCCGACUUCAACCCACCGAUGCUGGAGCGCUGCAACCUCAGCAUCGCCGAGGAAGUGGUGUGCGGCAAUCCUACGGCCCAGCCGCCAGAACUGCCCCAGCUUCGACAACGUAAUAGGGAUCCACGCUAUUACCCGCGCUUCCAGCGUACACAGUCCAGGAGGGCAAGCUCGACAGGCUCUUGGUCGACGCUCGCGAGUGAGAGCAGCUAUCAAAUGGGAGCAUCGGAGCCGGUCAGCUUCAACAAGCAGAUGGUGAGGCCGGCCAGCACAAGCUCGCUUCUUACGAUGAGCUUCAAGGAGUCGCCGAAGGCGCCGCGUUGUACGGAGCCGCCCAAGGCUGCGCUGGAUAAGAUUGGGAAAGAUUUCGGGAUCGAGAGGUUGAGCAUUGACAACUUGCCAGAGGAUGCAUUCGAGUCGGACAGUGAGGACGGGGAUUGAGAAGGGACGAGAGAGAAGAGAGAAAUCACCUACGCCACAAGUGCAAGUCAAGUAUGGGUAUCCUGUCGGGCCCGAUGCGCAGGUCAACAGUACCCAGGCACAAGGAUGCCAGGCCCACCGAAGGAGCAAGAUUCCCCAUGGCCAGAGAGAGGCGGGACUACAAGCCCUUGGGUGUUUUGGGGGCAGUAGAACAGCAUGUGU